CUCUCUCUCUCCCUCUAAGAGACUCGCUAAGACUUCAGCCUCUGAUUAGAGUAAUUACUUAUAAAUGCGAGCUUGACACAUAUGGAAGAAGGUGGCGCAGGUUAGCAGCGGAGCGCGUCUCCGUAGACCGUGGGUGAAGUGCGCCCACUGAGAGACCAAUAGAGAGAGAUGGGUCAGGGGCUGAGCUGCGGAACGAGCCAAGAGCACGGGCUGUUCAGGGCGGUCCAGGUUGGGGACUUGGACACUGUGGAGGCUGUGCUGGGGAGAGAGCCGGCUUUGUUACACCAAGCCACUGUCUAUGACCGACACUCUGCGCUCCAUAUAGCCGCUGCCAAUGGCCAGAUCGAGAUUUUGUCAAUGCUUUUGGCUCGAUCUGUGAAUCCGGAUGUGUUGAAUCGACAGAAGCAGUCUCCGCUUAUGUUAGCUGCAAUGCAUGGCAAGAUCUCCUGUGUAGAAAAGCUCCUUGAAGCUGGAGCAAAUAUAUUGAUGUUUGAUUCCCUUCAUGGAAGAACCUGCUUGCACUAUGCUGCUUACUACGGCCACGCCGAUUGCCUUCAAGCAAUUCUUUCCGCUGCUCAAUCUAGUACAGUUGCUGCUUCUUGGGGAUUUGCGCGGUUUGUGAAUAUUAGAGAUGGUAGGGGAGCAACACCGCUGCACUUAGCAGCCCGUCAAAGACGGCCCGAAUGUGUACAUAUUCUAUUAGACAAUGGAGCUCUUGUUUGUGCUUCAACCGGCGGAUAUGGGUGCCCGGGAAGCACUCCUCUUCAUCUUGCUGCCAGAGGGGGAUCUCUUGAUUGCAUCCGUGAGUUGUUGGCGUGGGGUGCAGAUCGUUUUCAAAGAGAUACAUCUGGGAGAAUACCAUAUAUAGUUGCUUUGAAGCACAGGCAUGGAGCAUGUGCAGCCUUGCUGAAUCCUUCAUCAGCAGAGCCUCUUGUCUGGCCAUCACCUUUGAAGUUCAUCGGUGAGCUUAAUCAUGAGGCAAAAGCUUUGUUAGAACAGGCUCUAAUGGAGGCAAACAGGGAGAGGGAGAAGAGCAUCUUAAAGGGAACUGCAUACUCCCUUCCAUCUCCAUCUCCAUCUCAUUCUGAUGUUGGGAUGGAGGACAACAUUUCUGAGGCCAGCAGCGAUACCGAGCUAUGCUCCAUAUGCUUUGAGCAGGUGUGCACAAUUGAAGUCCAAGAUUGUGGCCACCAAAUGUGUGCACAUUGCACACUAGCCCUUUGCUGCCACAAUAAGCCCAACCCAACCACAGCAUGCCUAACCCCACCGGUUUGCCCAUUUUGCCGAAGCACCAUCGACCGAUUGGUGGUUGCAAAGAUCAGAAAUAAUGAUGACACUGAUAGCAACAUUGGUGAUAUCAGUUCUUCCAAGUUAAGAAAGUCAAGGAGGUCCCAGAACUUGAGUGAGGGAAGCAGCAGCUUCAAGGGCUUAUCCGCAGUUGGUUCAUUUGGAAAGAUGGGCGGCCGUAGCUCCGGAAGGGUUGCUGCUGAAAAUGAGUGGGUUGAUAAGCCUUGAUAGUUGGUGAAACAUGGCAAUCAAGGAUAGACUGUGUAACUGUAAAAGGAGGAAAAUUCAAGAAAACGCUAGUGGUGCUGGACCCGUUGGUAUGUAUAGAUAGAGAAAUCCAGCUGUUGUGUAGAUUUGGAAUAAGCAAAGAAGUAAGUUCUUUUGCAGUUUGGGUUGAUAAAAAGCUUGAUUGCUUGGGUCAUGUUGUAAUAUUUGUUUACUUGAGACUAAAGGAAGUAUUGAUGAUUUUUGAGGGGUCUCCUAGACAUACCUGAAUUGGUAAAAAAAAAAAUUCUUUUUCAAAGUAAAAUUCAACGUUCUUCAGCCUAAGAACCCUUGGAAAGAGUCAAGGAUAUGAGUAUUUCUUUCGUUUGAAAGGUAGACUCUUGUGAGAUGUAAUAUAUUAUUUUAUUUUGUUGUAGAAAACUGGACAAUAAAAUACAAAGAGAAGAAGCCUGUUGGCUGUUGGUUGUCA
Messenger RNA from Alnus glutinosa, 1981 nucleotides. Its product is annotated as putative E3 ubiquitin-protein ligase XBAT31. The record is from RefSeq and is a predicted model, not a curated record. Lineage: Eukaryota; Viridiplantae; Streptophyta; Magnoliopsida; Fagales; Betulaceae. The transcript has 8 exons. Bases 169 to 1515 code for a protein of 448 amino acids. Gene Ontology annotation, molecular function: protein binding.